Messenger RNA from Pogona vitticeps (central bearded dragon), 2137 nucleotides. Lineage: Eukaryota; Metazoa; Chordata; Lepidosauria; Squamata; Agamidae. The record is from RefSeq and is a predicted model, not a curated record.
AUGGACUUGGAUCUACAGACUUUACUUGCAUCUGACACGAUGCAAAGCAUUAGGACGUCUAUACUGUACACAAGCAACCCGGUGGAAACUUAUGAGGAGCUGAUCCACCAACUGAAACAGUCUGUUACUGGAAAGGCAGAACCGACACAACAAUGGCACUAUCCAACUUCAAAGCCAUGGUUUGACAAGGAAUGUGUACUAGCUAAAAAAGUCUUCACUCUGGAAAAAGAGAAACUGCUUCCUGAAGCUACCACCACUCCUGCUGCCGUUGCUGAUGGCAGAUUUGGAAAACCUAUAGCAACUCUGCCAGAUAGGAAGGACUAUUUUUAUCCAAAUUAUUUGGGGUGUAUUCGGAAGUAUGGGUCACCAUAUGUAAGAAAUCCAGAUUUCCAUACAUGUGUGCAUAACCUGCCGAAUCAGUGUUCGCCCAGUCCAUGUCAUAAAGAAGGUACUACAGAAUGUGAAGACUUGAAAGGUGGAUAUCUUUGUCAUUGCAAACCAGGUUGGCAUGGAGAAAGAUGUGAUAAAGAUAUUAAUGAAUGUGCUGAUCAGAAUGGUGGCUGCAGACAGAUUUGUUACAACAAGCUGGGCACCUAUCGCUGUGCUUGUUACAGUGGAUACAGACUUGCAGAAGACAAUAAAACUUGUGAGGAUAUAGAUGAAUGCACAGUAUCAUCUGACAUCUGUGGAGAAGCUCGGUGUAAAAAUUUGAUAAGCUCUUAUAUGUGUGUUUGUGAUGCUGGCUACCGUUAUGAUGACUUCAGAAAGGUUUGCCAAGAUGUGGAUGAAUGUGAACAGAACUUCUGUGAGCAGACAUGUGUCAAUUCAGCAGGAAGCUACAGCUGCCAUUGCAAUGGAAGAGGUGGAGUUAAACUUGCAAGUGACAUGAACACCUGUGAGGAUAUUUUGCCUUGUGUAUCGUUUGCUGAUGCAAAGAGUGUCAAGUCUCUCUAUCUUGGAAGAAUGUUUAGUGGCACACCUGUUAUCAGACUGCGUUUUAAGAGGAAACAGCCUACCCGACUUGUUGCUGAAUUCGACUUUAGAACCUUUGAUCCUGAAGGUAUCCUUUUCUUUGCUGGAGGCCAUCAAGAUAGCAUUUGGAUAGUCUUGGCAUUGCGCAGUGGACGGUUAGAACUGCAACUCAAGUAUAAUGGAAUAGGCCGUGUGACCAGCAGUGGACCAAUAAUCAACCAUGGAAUGUGGCAGACAAUAUCCGUUGAAGAACUGGACAGAAGCUUGGUGAUAAAAGUCAAUAAAGAUGCUGUUAUGAAGAUAGCUGUUUCAGGAGAUCUGUUUACUUUCGAAAGAGGACUUUAUCAACUAAAUCUAACAGUGGGAGGUGUUCCUUUUAAAAUCAAAGAUCUUGUCCAGCCAAUUAACCCACGGCUAGAUGGCUGUAUGAGAGGCUGGAAUUGGCUGAAUGGUGAGGAUAUGACUAUCCAAGAGACUGUGAGAUUGAAUGAUAAGAUGCAGUGCUUCGCAGUUGCUGGAAGAGGAUCUUUCUACCCUGGCAACGGUUUUGCUGUUUUUAAUCUCAGUUAUGCCCAGCCACUUGACAGCAAUGAAACCAGGAAGCAGUGGGAAGUCAAAGUCAAUAUUCUGAUCCGGCCAGCCACGGAUACUGGGGUUCUCUUUGCCCUCGUAAGCAGUGAAGCAACUGUUCCUUUGUCGGUAGCUCUGAUCGACUAUCAUUCCACAAAAAAACUUAAACAACAGUUUAUCGUCUUGGCAGUGAGGAAUACCGUAGUGUGCCGACUAGCAGUAACCAUUUGCGAUGAACAAGAACAUGUGGUUGACAUCUCUAUCAGCAAGAAUCAGAUAUUACUGACCAUGAAUGGGGUUGCGGGACAGAAUGAACUAAGUCAUUCACAGCUAGAAGACAACCUGUCAGUUUUGGAUGAUUUUCUGCAAUCGUCCGUAAAGACCUAUGUAGGAGGACUGCCAGAUGUUCCUGUCACUUCAACUCCAGUUACCGCUUUCUACCGCGGCUGUAUGACGGUGAAAGUUGACAAGCAAGCUCUGGAUCUGGAUGAAGCUCUCUACAAGUCCAGUGAUAUCACAUCUCAUUCUUGUCCUCCAGUACAGACUGGUCAAUAGAUGCCACUGCAACACACACAAACGUUUUAUAUAUUCAAAA